AUGUCGUGGCGUUCGUCUUUCCGCUGCUCAAAGUUUCGCCACGUUUUCGGGAAGCCGUCCAGCAAGGAUCACAGCUAUGAUGGGGUGCCAAUCACACGCAGUGUCCAUGACAACCAAUACUGCUCAGUAAAUCCCUGCUUCUUGGCCGUGGUGACUGAGUGCGCCGGGGGCGGGUCCUUUUUAGUCCUGCCCAUCCAUCAUACGGGCAGGGUGGACCCUCAGCACCCGAGGGUGUGCGGUCACAGUGGGAGGGUCCUGGACGUGAAGUGGAACCCGUUUGACGAUCACUGCGUCGCCUCAUGCUCAGAGGAUUGCACUGUGAAGAUCUGGGACAUCCCCGUCUGUGGUGUCCAACAAAACCUCACCAAGGCCAGGAAGACUCUGAUUGGUCACACCAGGAGGGUGGGGCUUAUUGAGUGGCAUCCAACAGCUGAGAACCUGCUGCUUAGCUCCGCCUACGACUACAAGGUCCUCCUCUGGGAUGUGUCCCAAGUAGGCUCAGUGCUCAGGUACCCAGUCAGGGUCAUUCUGAAGCCCAUCUACAACCGCUACCCACCUGAUACGCUGCUGCUGUCCGUCAGCUUUAACAGUGAUGGCAGCAGGCUGGCGGUCACGUCCAAGGACAGGCGGGUUCGAGUCCUGGACCCGAGGACAGGAAAGAUUCUGCAGGUGUCCAGCAACAAGACCCACAGGGCCAGUAAGGUUUUAUACAUCGGAGGGUUGAAGAUGCUUCUGUCCACCGGCAGCUCACCCUGGAACCAGAGACAGAUCGUCCUCUGGGACCCUGACGACUUAUCUGAGCCUCUCUAUGAAGAAGAUUUGGACGGGUCUGCUGGAGUCCUGUUUCCGUUCUACGACCCAGACACGCACAUGCUUUACUUGGCUGGAAAGGGUGACGGGAACAUCCGGUACUACGAGCUGAGCACUGAGAAACCGUACAUCAGCUUCCUGAGAGAGUACAGGUCCCUGCUGCCACAGAAAGGACUCGGGGUGAUGCCAAAGCGCGGCCUGGACGUGAGCGCCUGUGAGCUUUUCCGAUUUUACCGCCUGAUUGCCAUCAAAGACCUGGUGGAACCACUGUCAAUGAUCGUACCACGAAAAGAGUCAGGUAUUUUCCAAGAGGAUCUGUAUCCAAUGACAGCUGGAAACCAGGCGGCCAUGACGGCUCAGGAGUGGAUGUUAGGGAUCAACAGAGGCCCGGUUCUGAUGUCCCUGAAGCCUGGGACUCAAGUAGCCAACCCUUACCCAGAAACCCCUGCUGAGAAGGGGCUGGUGAGGCAGCUGGGUUCCCUGAGGUUCCAGAUGGGUCCGGCUAUCGGUGCCUUCCUUGAGGAGCAGCUGGCCUACCAGGACGCCAAAUACCCCAGAGAGGUGAGCGAUCUGUCGGGGUGGCAGCCAGAUGAGACCCAUAUCCCACUGUGGACGUACUGCUGCACGCCACACUGCUGCGAACCAGCGGAGAGGCCGCCACCUACAACCGAGAGCGAGCUCCUGCAAGCAUUUUACAGACAGCAAGAAGAGAUUCGAGACCUGAGAGAACAACUUAAUCAAAAAGACGUGAGGAUCGCUCAGCUGGAGCUGGACAUCAGAAACGCCAGAAACAACAUGCGGGCGACCUUCUGAUUCAACCAAUCAGCUCUCACACCGCUUUUCUGGCACUGAACCAAUCAAACCACUCAAACAUUUUCAAUCCAUAUAGGAAACUGUCAUCUGCACAUAAUUGUUUGUAAUUAAAUAAUAAACUAAAGCCAUUGAU
Micropterus dolomieu (smallmouth bass) is the source of this 1756-nucleotide messenger RNA. Its product is annotated as coronin-2B-like. Gene Ontology annotation, molecular function: actin filament binding. Gene Ontology annotation, biological process: actin filament organization. The coding region runs from base 1 to 1623 and encodes 540 amino acids. The record is from RefSeq and is a predicted model, not a curated record. Lineage: Eukaryota; Metazoa; Chordata; Actinopteri; Centrarchiformes; Centrarchidae. The transcript has 13 exons.